GGGAAGUGUGAGCCUCAGCAAAGCCACCAGAGUUGGGUUUGAGAUAAAACGACAGUCACAGAGAGUCAUUCUUACAAGCACUCUGACUGUGAUGGGAUGGCGGUGUGGAAGUGACAAGAAAAGGAUUAAGUGCAACGCUUGGACGUUGAUGCCUUCAGUGCUUCUGUACCUUCAGAGAACAUGACUGGUUCAGCUGCACCACAGAAACGUCUCUGGAUUCUUUGUGUGGUCUUGAUCUCAACAGUGAGAGGGGAAAGUCGCUGUCCAAAAGGAGGACGGAUCCACCUGGCCAGCCUGAGAUGCUAUUGGCUCUCAGACGAAACUUCCUCUUGGUUUGAUGCGCAGGAUUCCUGCAGACACACCUGGGGAGGAGAUCUAGCAUCUGCUGAAAGCAAAGAGCUGCAAAAUUUCAUAUACCACUCUUUUCCACGCGAAACCACAGUGUGGGUAUGGAUGCGGAGACUGGCAGGAGAAGAAGAUGACCUGUUUGGGGAGCCACCAAGUCCAGUCAGGUGGGACACGGACAGCACAAGUCGGGGGUUGUGUCCUCAGAAGGCUUUGGGGACGCCGGGAAGAUGGAGGAGGGCGAAGUGUGCUGGACGAUGCCGCUUUAUCUGUGAAACUCAAGUAACUGAGUCUCUACCUUCUGUAGACAUUUAUCUGACUGGACUGCUUCUCUUGACUGGGGUCAACUCUGAGAGACGGAUACGGCCACUUCCCAGUGCGCCAGACACUGGACAACACACAGUGGAGAUGCUACUUUUCCCAGGCUUGUGGUUCAGUCAUGCAGGUCAGCUGACAUCAGUGGAACUGGUGGUCCAGCCCACCUCCGUGUCCUCUCUGGCCCGAAUCCAGAUCCUACGUCCCUACUGCAGCCCGAGUCGUUACUUGGUACCUCCAGGUUGCAGCUCUCUUCUUAAUCCCUUCAGCUGCUGUGCAGCCACACCGCUCUGCAACACCAAGGGAGGAUGCAGCGUGGGCCAGUACUGGUGCCAUCUAGUGGAGGCCUGCAUGCCGACCAGCAGUCCAUGCAGCCCGUACAGCACUGCAGCAGGAAGCCGAGGCUUCGCUUUGCCGCCAAGAUACCCCGCACUCCCCCCCUUCUACCACCUGGUGGCAGACCUGCCCCUGAAGAUAAACCCAAGCGCUGAGCUAAAAACUUUGAGUGUUCUACAGCCAGAGGAAGCCAUCUUGGUGUAUCCUGAUGAUAUCGUAGCUGUGCAACACACUCUUGACUCUGGGAAGUUUUUGCACUGCCUUAAUAGUGAGCUCUCUCUGAAUUCUCCUUGGCGCCAAAGUUACCUGUCCCUCAGGGGGGCAGAGUGGGGGGGCUGGUGGGAGGGCGGCCUCACUUCAUUGCCCCAAGACACAAAGUGGGUGGACGGGGUGGUGUGUGACCUGAGAAUCCUGUAUGAAGACGCACUUCACAGUGCUACUGAGCAUGAAACUGUCUUUCACUACACCCACAAGGAGACGGUCACAGUUCCUGAUAUCGGAACCCUGACUGCAGAUCCUCUUCUAAGAUCUAAAUUCAGACUCGAUGUCAUCCAUCCCCUUCCAGAUGAAAAGAACCACAUUCAUGUCCAGGUCAACGUCCCAACACUAAUUGUUGUCAAGUCCAUAUUUGGAGAGAAGGCCAGGAGCUCGUGGUCAGCCCCCAUACUCAAAACUGGAGUCCCCUUUUAUGCAUCUUGCCCUGAAGAGGUGGUUUAUUCUGCACCUGGCUGUAAAAAGCAGCCCCAAGACGAUUGGUUUUCCUCUGUGACUCUUGUGCUGCCAUCGCCGGGUGUUCAGACGCUCAGCAUCAGCAUGAUGGACGCUGACAGCUUUCAGAGCGUGAAUGUGCAGGUUUACGGAUACGAGGCAGUGACGGGGCUUAGAGUUGAGCCACAAGAAUGUCGAAGGAUUCUUAUAAACACAUCACAGCUUUUUAAAGCCAAAGUGGAGAGUGGUUCUUCUGUAAAAUUCACCUGGGUGGUUGACAACCUGGAGAAGUUUGGUUAUGAGGGAGAAUCUUACAGUGUAAUGUUUAAGCAACCUGCUGAGUAUAAGCUACAGGUGACAGCGUCAAACCCGGUGAGCUCGCAGAGACAGCAAAUCCUUCUUACCGCUGAUGAAAUGACGCCCCUGGCUCAGCCUGAGUUUCUGUUCGUCAGGGAGGUUGUGGCGGUAGAUGCGACCCUCCUCUACACUGUCAGGGUCAAAGUGGAUAUCUCCCUCUCAGUUACUUUUAAGUGGGAUUUUGGGGAUGGCAGGAAUGUCAUCCACAUGCAGUCUGCUCCAUGUCAGAGCACUGAAGGACUUGUUGAGAGAGGAGAGAAACAGAUCUAUAUUGACGACUCAGUGAAUCACACUUAUUCCACCCCAGAGGACUAUACUCUUCAUGUUCAAGUCUCCACUGGAUAUGACAUCACUGAUGCAACCAUGGAGAUCAGUGUUUCCCCCCAGUUGAUUCACAUCCUCAUUUUACCGUCCACUCUGACACUGCUCGUCAAGGAGACCUUGCAUCUGGAAGCUUUCAUCAACCCCUCUGGCUUGGCAGUUGUCUAUACCUGGAACUUUGGUGAUGACUCAAAAGUCAUCCAAGGCAUUCAUCACAAAGUCAGCCACAGCUAUAGAUCUGCAGGAGUUUAUAACAUCACUGUAUGUGCCAGUAACAACAUUACAUCGCCAAUUGCCUCGCUUUUAAUGGUAGUUAUGGAGAAAAUUUCUGGUUUAACUGUUACAUACAGUGGGCAGAGUGAAGUAGGCUCUCCAACAGAUUUCAGAGCUGAAGUGGCCACUGGCAACAGUCUAAUUUGGGAAUAUGACUUUGGUGAUGGGUGUCUACAGGAGAAUUUUACAGAAGGCUCUGUCUCCCACAUCUAUACACUUCCAGGGAACUUUAGAGUUGGUGUAACUGUUUCUAACUCUGUUAGCAGAGUUCACCAGUCUAUAACUGUUGAAGUAUAUAAUUUAACUCUUAGUGGGGUUCUUCCAACAGAAUGUGUAAUGACAGGAAAACAUCAAAAAUUCACUGCGCUGGCGAAUGGAAAUAUUUCCACUCUGACUUUCCAUUGGCUGUUUGGAGAUGAUUCACCUUUGAUGGUGAUGACUGGACAGUCAACAGCAACUCAUACAUUUCUAAGUCCCGGGGUUUUCCCUCUUAAUCUUACUGUGUUUAGUUUGUUUACCUUUGUAUCACUUAGUAAAAGCAUCUGCGUUGAAAGUCCAAUAACUAAAGUUUUAGUGCAGUCAUCACGGGAAGUAGCAGCAGUAGAAGAAGAAGUAUGCGUCAGAGUUUUCGUUUUCCCUGAACAAAAUACUGGUUACCAAUUUUGCUGGUUUAGUAGCCCCUCUGGUCUUAGUGAAUCAACAGAAAGCUCUGAGAAGUGUUUUGUCUUCAUCAAUGAAGGAGUUGAAAAAGUUUCUGUUGUGGCAAGUAACAAAGUUAGCAACCAAACUGCUAAGGUUAAUAUCACCGUUCAAAAACCAGUUCGUAAGCUUUCUGUUGCGCAUGAAAGUCAAAGUGAUUCACUGAUAGUCAACAAAUCAUUAUCAUUUUGGGUUGCCAGUUGUGCUGGCAGCAAUGUGUCAGUGCUGUGGGACUUUGGAGAUGGGUCUCCUGUAGAGCAGAAGCAAAAUGUAACACAUGUCUUUACCUCAAAUGGUAAAUACACAGUCACUGCCACAGCAUUUAACGCUGUUAGCCACGAUUCUGCGAUCCUUACGUUGAAUGUUUUGCUUCCUGUUUCAGACCUGAGACUUUACACCAGUCAGCCCUCUUCUGUAGUGGGAGAGGAAACUCUUAUCACAUCAAUUAGCAGCGCUACUGACAUCAGUAACUACCACUGGAUAGUUGAUGGCAUAACCGCAACAAGACAAGGAACUUAUCUGUUCAGAUACACUUUCCCCAAACCGGGAGUGUAUCAAGUCAAGGCUAUAGCCCAGAACUUAGUAAGUAAAAAGGAGGCUACUAUUUUAAUUGAGGUACUUGAAAGAAUAGCGGGUCCUCAGAUUGAAUGUCGAAGCCUAAUUAACAAAAAGUAUAUACCAACCCUAGAGGAAAUGCUGUUCAUUGCCUCAGUCACCAAAGGGUCCAAUGUCACUUAUCACUGGCUUGUCACACAGAGCGGAAGAGGCCAACAAAUAAGAGGCGAUGGAGAGCUUUUUUACUUGAUGGUGGAAACUUCUGGUAGGAUAUCAGUUCAGCUCACAGCCUCCAGUAUCUUGGGUGUGGCUUCAAAUAGUGUUUCUCUUGUGGCAGUAGAACAUGUGACAGGUGCAUGCGUAGCGACGCACUCAAACACUGUGGCACUAGGGAAACCCGUAAACAUAUCUGUACAUGUUCUUACAGGUUCAGACCUACACUACCUUUGGUAUGUGAAUGCAGAUGUUUCACCCCUCCGGACACAUGUGCCCUUUUUUCUCUACACUUUCACAAAUUUGGGUCUUAAUCUUCUCAAAGUAUCAGUUCAGAACGCGCUGAGCCAGAGCAAUGACACCAAACAGUUUUUGGUUCAGGAAGAAGUACUAGAGGUCGACUUUCAAAUUGACGGAAAGAAACAUCCAUUUUCUGUCAAUGCUAGUGUUUCUCUUUCUUUUUACGGGUCUGUCCACAGGGGUAAUGACUUGCAUUGGGACUGGGAAGUUAAAAGUGCCAAAGAGACCAUCUUUACUUCCACAUAUCCAACUUUUGUCUUCAGAUUUUCUCAUGCAGAUAUCUAUGAGGUGUAUCUGAAUGUCUCCAAUGAUGUAAGUUGGAAAAUCAUUUCACACAAUGUCACUGUCCAAGAAGCUGUUGAAGGUCUUCUGCUGAACAUCGGCAAGGCCUCUUUCUGCACCAAUGAGCAAAUUGAGUUUAUUCCCACAAUAUCCAACGGAAGUAAUGUGAGAUUUGGCAUAACCUUCCAAAAAAAUGACUGGAUUCAUAGUCAGGACAUUUCUGAAGGCCAGCUCACCAGAUUAAGCCUUCCAGCUGGCAAAUACUUGGUUACACUGAAAGCUACAAACCAGGUCAGUAGUGCUGAGAUUUCCUCUAACAUUCUAGUAACUGAGAGUAUCCAAGGUUUGCAGAUUGUAAACUGCUGUUACACCGCAUUCGAGGUUCUAAAAGGAAUAUAUUUCAAGGCAAAUGUUCAAAGUGGGCUUCCGGUCAACUACACAUGGAUAUUUCAGUUGGAAAGGUCUCGGUCUACGUGGCUCAUUGGGCAAGAAGUGAACUUCUCUCCACAAGAGAGUGGUUUGUGGUCCGUCUGCUUACGUGCUAGCAAUGGAGUCUGCUCUCAGACAAUAAAUGAAACUGUAACAAUCGAGUGGCCUGUUCAGGAAGUCAACCUUGUCCGUCAUUCAGAGAGGAUAUUUGUCGGGCAUGGUGUCAGAGUGUCUGCAACCGUGAAGGAAGGGAGCAAUGUCAGAUACAGUUGGGACUUUGGAGACUUCACUGAAAUAUUGGUCACAGACCAAAAUGAAGUUAGUCACACUUAUCAUUUUACAGGACAAUACAGAAUUACACUCAAAGUUUUCAACAAUGUCAGCCAUGUGUCCACACAGCUUCACAUGGAGGUGGAAGAGCUUCAGUGUUCCAUCCCACAAGCUUCCCUGGUCCAGAGCCAGUCUUCUACCAUCCUCAGAUCUAGACAGAAUUUCUUCGAAGCAAGUGUGUACAUAAAGUGCUCUGCUUACAGGACUAACUAUCUGUGGGAAAUCUUCAGGGAUUCAUGUUUCAACAGUGGGAACAAAGUCAAUCUUAGAAAUCAAAAGGAUGCAGCAUCACCUCUUCUCUUACUUCCAAAGAGUGCUCUCGACAUUGGGCACUAUUGCCUGGUAUUCAUAGUGUCAUUUCAGGGAACUCCUCUAUUCGUCCAAAAGAAGACAAACAUCACAGUGGUCCACUCUCCAUUAGUGGCUUUCAUCAAGGGAGGCUCCCACAGACUGUGGUCCGGCACCAGGGAUCUUUUCCUGGAUGGAUCUGAGUCACAUGACCCUGACAUGGAGCCUGGAGAGGAUGAUGCACUACAGUAUCACUGGGCAUUCGUUAUCAAGAACUCCACAGAGUCUCCUCUUCUAAAGCAGCUCAUGGGGAGUUUCAGUAGGAGGAUAACUGUACCCAGCAGUCACCUGCAACCAGGAGCAGUCUACGUUUUCACUCUUACAGUGCACAAGACUGGGAGGAGACCUGCAUCCGCCAAUCAGACGGUAACUGUGACUGCAGCUCCAGUGCUUCACGUGACGGUGAAAUGUGUAUCCUGUUCUGUCAUUUCCUCUGAUCACCGCACCAGUGGCAGCAUCCCCGUCGUACUUGCUGGUCAGUGUGAACAGUGUGACGGCCAAGCUCGGUACAGUUGGAAAGCCGAGGACCAGAGCGGCCAGAGUCUCGACCUCAGUGACCAAACCACCUCUACAGGCAGACUUUCUCAUCACCUGGCGGUACGUUCAGGUGUCCUGCAGCCAGGCUGGAGUUAUUCUUUUGUCCUUAAUGUGUCCCAGCCUGGCAGCGGGCAGUGGGGCAGUUCCAGCUUGAGGAUACAGGCAAAGAAUCCGCCGCGUCACGGCCAGUGUGAUAUCAGUCCAGAGUCAGAUAUCCACCUGCUGGAGACAGAGGUCACCUACAACUGUUCAGGCUGGCAAGAUGAAAGUGGGACCUCUCAGCUUAUCUACACUUUGCAGGUGGCACCAUGUCAGCCCGUUAGCACUGAGUGUCCGGUACUCACUCUCUACAGAGGUACUCGCUCAACCUUCAGCAGCUUGGUUCCAGCAGGAAGUCCGGGGCAACCAAAAAACAUGUCGCUUAUCACAGUCACUCUGGUGGUAGAAGAUCAUUUGGGGGCAAAGGCCAUUGCAUUGAACAGAACAUUGACAAUUGAAAAUCCUUCCAAUGGUAAAGUUGCAAGUCAGUGGCUCAGAAAUAAAAGCCAGACAGAACUGUGGGCUCUCAUCCAACACCGUAAUCCUCAGGAGAUCAUCCCUUAUUCCAUCGCCCUCACCAGCAUGCUCCGUCAGAUGGAGUUUAGAGGGACCGCUGAAGAGCUCGCAGACAGCAGGGAGCUCUGGGAAAAUGUGACCCAAGUCCUGGUCUCUCUCCCUGUGUCCUCCUUGCAGGAUGUUGACCAGCUCAGCUCAGUUUUGGCACAAUCUACUGCUGUUCCCAGGCAGCUGCUAUGUUGGAGCUGCCAGGAGAGAAUUCUGGAAGUUGUGCGGAAAAUAAUCCACGUGAUGAAGGAACAAAUGAGUCCUGCUGAUUUGCCAGCUGCUUCCACAGGAGAGAGCAUCCUCCGUGUUCUAGGUGGCACCCUGGCUGCUGUGUCUGAGUUAGUCCAUGCUGCUGGUUCUGACUCAGCCUACACAAGAACUCUGCAGGAGGCUUCAGCCAUCACGGUGUCAGCGCUGGGCUACGCCGCAGCCCUGAUGCGCACUCUGAUGUAUUCACGAGUUCAGGGCCAGGCACCCCUUUCACUUUCCACUAAUUAUAUCAAGACAGUUGCUUUCCUUGGAGACCCCUCUGACCUCCUCUGCACUCCAGGGUCAAAUGGGUCAAACAGACACCAGACGACUCCCUCAGAGUCGUCAUUAGCUGAUAAAUCUCAGAGUGCUCAGCCAUGUCAGUUUCUAAUCCCCAAUUCCCUUAGUGCUCACCUUAAAAAUCAAAACUCUGAGGUGGUCCAGGUGCUGCUGAGUAUGGAUGGACCACAAGAAGCCAACUCUUUUCUGGCUUCGAGCAGCCCUCGUAUCUCCACCGCUGUGGUUGCCAUGGAGCUCACCACCCCUCAAGGUCAGCCCAUACCCAUCCAGAACCUGGAUGUGGAACAAGCUAUCCGCGUCACGUUGCCCAACAAGUACCCUUUACAGAGUGAUGGAGGUGGGAACGGGGGAGUAAAUGAAGCUGAAAAUGGGACAUGUCUUACUGUAACACUGCCCAGGGAAGGACAACUGAAUUUCAAAGUAAAAGCCCUGGAUGGUCUGGUAGAAAAUGCUGGUUUAUAUAUCUCCUUCAACUUCAGCCUGCCUCCAGGAGCUACUCCAGUGAGGCUGGGUCGUGUCAAGGCCGUGGUUGUCUCCGUGCCAGGGUCUAAUGCAUCCCAAGAAUCCCUCAUGAGAGAGUGGGCUCUCACUCUCUCUGCUGCUUCCAGCAGGAGUUCCUCAGAGGAAACUAUCUUUCUGUCGCCACUUUCAAACGGAACACAUAAGCCCUUUUUUGUCAACCUGAGCUCCUCUCUGAUCGACGGAGGGCCUGUCCGUGUGUCCGUGUGUGCGUUCAGCUCUCUGUGCCAGUAUUUCAGCGUGGCAGAGAUGCGCUGGAGCAGUGCGGGUCUGCGGCCGCUCGAGGGCAGCACACUACAAGCAGCUCAAUGCCUCAGCCAGCAUCUCACCAUGUUUGGGGCCAGUUUGUUUGUUCAUCCUGGGGCUGUUAUCAUGCUGCCGCCGUCAGGAGGGCCCGUAAAGAACAUUGUGGCAGGGAUUGUGUGUGCGGUCCUGGUUCUGCUUCACCUGCUGGUGGGGCUCAUUGCACACAAACUGGACCACAUGGACAGCCUGAGACUAAGCCAGGUUCCUCUGUGCGGUCGACCAGGACUGUACUUCUACAGGGUGCUGGUGAAGACCGGCUGGAGGCCUGGGGCAGGCACUACAGCACACGUUGGCAUCAGUCUGUAUGGUGUGAACAAGAGCGGCUCUCGACACCUGCAGAGGGACGGAGCGUUUCAGCGCGGCAGCCUGGACCAGUUUCACAUAGAGACGGACGGAAAUCUGGGAGAGAUUUGGAAAAUUCGCAUCUGGCACGACAACACAGGUUUGGACCCCUCGUGGUACGUUCAGCACGUGGCGGUCUGGGACCCUCAGACAGACCACAUGUUCUUCUUCCUGCUUGAAGACUGGCUGUCAGUGGACAAUCAGAGGAACAGCACAGUGGAGAGGGAAGUUCUCGCUACGUGUCCAGAGGACCUCACCCAGUUUCGACGGGUCCUCGCCUCCCAGCUGAUAUUUGGGAUGACGGAGCGCCACUUGUGGCUGUCGCUGUGGGAACGGCCCGCUCACAGCUGUUUCACCAGGGGUCAGAGGGUCACCUGCAGCGCUCUGCUGCUGCACCUCUACCUGACACUGGGAGCUCUGUGGUACGGGGCCGUUAGCACUGAAGGUCUCAGUGGACCUGUUUCAGCCCAUCUGCUGGUUAACUGGGAGACAGUUGCCGUGGGGAUGGCCAUUGCCAUACUGGUUUUUCCUCUCCAGUGUUUCCUCUGUUUCUUGUUUAGAAAAGCCCAAAGCCAGGUUACUGUCGACGUGUCGGUUCCCCCCUCUCCGGUUUGUCACUAUGUGGAAAUGGACUACCACCUGAGCCGGUCGGAGUCCUCGGGCCCUUCCUCCCUGUCUGCGUCAGACUCGUCUGGCUUAGUCCGAGAAAGUCCUUCCUCUCUGCUGGAGAGCAAGGCGUUGGACUCCAGUAUCCUGGACUUCUGGGCUGCUUCUGGCUUGGUUCCCCAGAGAGAUGGAGCGCAUCAGGAGGAGGCCGCGUCAUCGCAGCCGUCACGUGACAGCCUCCAUGGCGUACCUGCGAGCUCCUGUUCCAUUAGGACAACGUCAGCACCCGAGCUUUGUGAAGCUCCCCAUGCGCGAGGCUCUAGUCGUCAGCUGAGACGGAAGAAGGCCUUGAUGCAGCUCCAUCUGGCCUCGCCCGCGUCCUCCGUCUGCCCGACUGCUCUUCUGAACGAGGACAUCUCCAGUUUUCACAGCUCUGCUCAGCCAGGCCUCACAGUUCUCCACAUGAACCCCAAUUCAGAGCAAAUCCCGAACCCCAACAUGGCAACGCUCCUAACUCUGUCUGAAGAGGAUUUGUUAAUGUCUAUAGCAGCAGAAAAAGACACAACGGAUGCAAACAAAAGCAACUCCGACAGCGGCCGGGGCUCUCCAAGAACCUCGUCCUCGUUCUCAGCAAAACAGAGCAGCUCCUGGAGCAGCUGGUCAGAAGAGCAGAGCGAGCCUAAGCUCCUGAGUGGAGCAGAGGUCAGCCAGGCAGAUCUUUCAUCGUAUGGAGAGGGACUCUGCAAGUGUCCCUCUGUGCUAUCGGUGGACUCUGUGGCGAGCACCUUCCUCCCAGGCUCUUCUCACGACUCUGGAUGCUCCUCGUCAACAACACGUUUAGGCGUUGCUCGAGGUGAGCCCAGUGGGGCGCUCCGUCCCUGGGUACUGUAUGUGAUCUACCCUCUGGUGGCUGUGCUGCUGGGAGCCUGCCUGGCGGUGGUGGGACUCUACGGAAGUGUCUUCUCUAAGACAGUAGUUCUCAUGUGGCUGGUGUCUGCGCUCUCAGCGUUUUUUACCUCUUUUAUGCUGCUGGAACCUCUCAAGGUGUGUGUGCAGGCCCUGAUCUGCACAGUCCUGUUGAGGCCCGUUGAUCCAGAAGUAGAGGAGGUACUGGCUCAGGAGACCACCGUGGUCCCAACAUUUGGAGAACACGGUGGGAAAGUACGACCGCCAUGCGGCUAUGGACUGCUGCAGGCACAAGAGGAGGCCCGCAAAGUCCGAGCUCUGCGGUCACUCAUGAGAACCUGUGUGGGCCAGCUUUUGUUUCUGUUGCUGGUGCUGAUGGUGAACUACCAGGACAGAGUGGAGCAGAGGCAGGGCAGGCUGCUACACGCCUCAGUCAGACAGCGUCUUCGAACGGCGCAACUGGGGUCCCCGAAUCUCACCUCACUGAGAAACUGGUCAGAUGCUGAGCACUGGAUCAAUCACACCUUGGUGCCACACCUCCACCAAAACCCCUCUCUUCACCUUGUCGGGUUGCCACGGCUACAGUUCAUGUGCUCAUCCGCUGCUCCGACAAUUGGUCUCCUGGGAAACGCCAGUGAAACGACACAGCAGAUCCUAGCUGACAUGAACAUGGCAGGCAAGAGCAAGAGACAGUUUAAACGCCUUUCUAUAGACUUCACGCACUACCACAGAGAGUCUGGUUUAUUUGUAUGUGUGUCCAUAAAACUGGAGUUGACUCAGUCACCAGGCACCACCUCCUUCCUCUCCAUCCAUCCCCUCGUCGUCCCCUUGUCCUUCUCGGGAUUGGACCUUCAUGUGGCUCUUACAGUUAUUCUUCUCAUCUCUGCUCUGCUCAUCACGGCUGGGGAGCUGUGGUCCAUGGUGACGGAGCGUGCUCAGCCGGUACGUCAAUGCCGUCACUGGUUCCAGCUUCUCUUGGCCUUCUUGGCAUUGGCAACGGCUGUCCUGCAGCUCUUCUUCCUGUCCGUCGCUUCUUCAUGUCUUUCCAAGCUGCGGUCCAACUCCGAGGACUACGUUGACUUCCACGCCGCUGCCCUUCUGGCUGAGAGCUCCUCUCAGUGUGCUGCAGUCUUACUCAGUCUGCUUGUUCUGAAGCUGCUGGGAACAUUAAAGCUUGUGAGGAAGUGGGUGAUGAUUGGCAGAGUACUGCAGCGAGCCUGGAGAGAACUAUGGGCUGUGGCCAUCCUGGUCCUGCUGCUGCUGCUGCUCCGCUUUCACCUCGGAAACGUGCUUUUUUCCCACUCAGUAGAAGGUUUCCUGACUGUACCGCAUAGCCGGAUGGCGCUCCGAAAGCUCUGCGGGGUCCACCCGGUUCUGGGACCUCUCUAUGGGUUGCUUCUGAUGGGUGGAGGUGUGUGGCUCUGGGCUAGACUCUGCGGAGCUAUUCUCAUCCGUGCAUAUAGGGAGGAGAAGGCUGACAGUUUUCAUCCGACUAUUGAGCCUCAGGACUAUGAAAUGGUAGAGUUCUUCAUCAAACGACUAAAGCUGUGGAUGGGGAUCACCAAACCCAGACAGUUCAGACACAGGGUGAAGUUUGAAGGCAUGGACGUCCCUCCCUCCAGAUCUUCCCAGGAGUCCAGUUUCUCUGUCCCAUCUUCCACCUUUUCCCUCUCCCAUUCUCCUUCUUCCUCAUCCUUGCUGGCAUCUUCUCACCCACUAUCCUCGACUCUCUCUGUUAGCUCUGAGGACUUGUCGGUGUCCAGGCCGAGGUUCGAGGUCCAGCCCUACCUGGACAGUCUGGAGCCCAUCGUCAGCACCUUGUUAGCUCGAUUUGAUCGAGUCAACCAGGUAACAGAAGACUUAUACAACUUGGAAGUUCAGCUUGAGGAGGCUCAGGCCAGGAGAAAGAAGAGACAGACAGGUAAUAAAGAUAAAGAAGAAAGAGUAUUUGGAGAGUUAGGAAAACCAAAGAAACUGAAUGAAGAAGGGGUGAAAGGAGAAGUUAGACACAGGAAGGUGGGUAUUCUUCACCCAAGGCCACGAGUUUCCCUUCCGCCCUUUCUCCCCUGCUCCUCCUCAAUACCUCAGUCCUCUGUUGCCUCAGUGGGCAUCUCGCCCCGCAUGCGUAGCGCCUACUCUGAAUCUGAGCCGGUUCCGUUCCAGCUUCGGCCUUCCCGCAGGAAGACUUCCUCGGACGUGCCCACGCCUGGCAUCUGUGGUUCGUACACAGGGUCCACUGGAUUUGGCAGGUUCCCCAGAAGAAGAGCUUGGCACUCCGGGAGCUCCCAUUCAGCCGAUGCCAGUCAGAGGGCUUUCCAGCCUUCAGGAACUCCUCCGUGCAGAAACGGAGGAGGAAUUUUAGAAGUCACAAACGCCAGACCCAGAAGUGAAGAGGGGGUCAGAGGUUUUAUCCGUGGUGGGGUUCCAGUGAAGAGGAAAGCUUGGAUCUCUGAAGGACUAGAGACUGAGGAAGACUAACCAUGGGUGGACACUGGAACAUAAAUUAUUAUACCCGUAGCCUAAUCUGAAUUACUUUGCUUGGCAACAGACUUCCUUUAAGACUAAGAUUUAGUCUUUCAUCAGCAUUGUUGGAUGAGUAGAGUGAUCAGUGAACCAGUUCAAGACUCCCUGAUGGAAGAUGGGGUUAUCAUGUUCUCUUAUUUUGCUUUUCUUUUGUAUGGCUGUUGUUUUAAUAUGGGUUUCAAAAGGUGGUGUUUCAAAUGGGAAAAUCUACAUGGAUACGAUGUAUUAACACAAGAGCCUAUGAAGCCUGAAAGGGAGCGUGAUUUUUGCCAAAGAUCCCCUGAGAUUUCCGCUCAACGAAGAUAAAACAACACUGUUCAACUUUUCAACUCACAAUUGUAGUUUAAAAAUCUUCCUAACAUUUCAUUGACUUAUAUUAUGAAUGCAGCUGCCCUCACUGACACAUCACGCCCUGCUGGCCUGGAACUGACGUAUCUGCAAGUCUCGCCUCCCUUAGUUACUGUUGUUAGCUCAGACAAGCAACUACCUCUGUGAAAACCUUGCCGCAAGAUUUUUUAGACACGUUUUUUAAGCGUUUACCAUAGUUCCAGUACCUGAGCAACUGAUAUUCAGCAAUGACUGGCUCAUCUUUGUUCGAGGGGCGUGUCUCACUGGUAGUUGGAACUGCACUUUGUAACUUUGUGAUCCAGCCUGAUCUUGCUCAAAAAGAUUUUGCUAUGGCGACACGUCACUCACCAACAUUAAUACCUCUGUGUGGCUAAGCAGCAGCCGGCUCACUGUUAUUGAUACAGUCAUCAUGGAAGUGACGAAACCAAAGAGGAGCAGAGUAGAGGAAGUGAGGAAGAGAAAACAAGGACCACAUAGGAGGAAACUUUGUACGGGCUCAUUCACAAGAGCUAAAAGAAACCAACUCUGAACUUGUCAUGUACUUAUUGGACUCGCAAGACAUUUAUUGGUAGCUAGAUAGUUGUAUCCUGCCUCUGUAUUAUUUCCUUUUUUUCUUUUCUUGAACUGAUGUUCAAAUAAAGUUGUUCACUCAGCAAUUUAGUCUCUUUUGCCCCUUUGACAUCUCACAAACGCUGCACUCUUACACUUCACUUGGACCAGUGUCUGAAUUGAUGUAGUAGUGCAAUGUUUUACAUUGGACUCAAGUAGUCAUUUUGCUAAACAAAUCUAAACUGGUGUCUUGUGGUUUGAAAGCCUGUUACU
This is a messenger RNA of Cololabis saira (Pacific saury), 13872 nucleotides long. RefSeq names its product polycystic kidney disease 1b (gene pkd1b). Gene Ontology annotation, biological process: kidney development. The record is from RefSeq and is a predicted model, not a curated record. Lineage: Eukaryota; Metazoa; Chordata; Actinopteri; Beloniformes; Belonidae. Gene Ontology annotation, cellular component: membrane. Gene Ontology annotation, molecular function: protein binding. The coding region runs from base 181 to 12657 and encodes 4158 amino acids. The transcript is spliced from 42 exons.